AUGCAUCUCCCCAACACCCUCCUCACGACCCUCCUCCUCCCCCUCCUCACCACCGCCCACUUCGUAAUGCACUACCCCACCUCCCGCAACGGCGACGACGACGAAAUCGAAGUCAAAUCCCCCUGCUCCGGCCUGGGCCUCAGCUCGAACCGCACCACCGUCUCCCUGCCCUCCUUCCCCAUCGCCCUGGAAAUGGGCCACGACGAGACCGUGAUCCAGGUGUUGCUGUCCCUGUCGGACGACCCCAGCAGCGAAGCCGACUUUAACGUCACGCUCGAGCGCACGUUCCAGCAGGACGGGUUGGGCGCCUUCUGUCUGCCGGAGGUGCGCGUGCCGGAGAGCGCGGGCCUGAGGGACGGCGCGAAUGCCACGCUGCAGGUUGUCACGGACGCCGAGGGCGGUGGGGGGUUGUAUGUUCUUUUCCUCAAUCAAUCAAGCAACCCUGCUCAAACCACCACUGACCAUUCCGUCUCUACUCAACAGUGCGCAGACAUAACAUUCACCUCCGCCCCACAACCCCUCCCCUCCUCGUGCAAGAACAACACCGGCGUCACGGCCAGCGCGCUGCCCGCCAACGACAACAUCAACGCCAACGACUCGAACGCCGAGGGCCAGCCGCAGGCGAGUGGCAGUGGCAGUGCUGGUGCGAGUGGCAGCGGGAGUGCGGCGAGCGCGACGAGCAGCGGGAACGGCGCGGCCGUGCAGACUGCUGCAGUGGCGGCGGCGGUGGCGGGCUGGGGCGUCAUCGGCGCCGGGGUCGUGGGGGCUGUGGCUUUGCUUUGA
Molecule: messenger RNA, 783 nt
Organism: Cyphellophora europaea CBS 101466
Lineage: Eukaryota; Fungi; Ascomycota; Eurotiomycetes; Chaetothyriales; Cyphellophoraceae
Exons: 2
Coding region: 1-783 (260 amino acids)
Source: RefSeq, a predicted model, not a curated record